Messenger RNA from Cryptotermes secundus, 3198 nucleotides. RefSeq names its product GMP synthase [glutamine-hydrolyzing] (gene bur). Gene Ontology annotation, biological process: GMP biosynthetic process. NCBI's taxonomy places the organism in Eukaryota, Metazoa, Arthropoda, Insecta, Blattodea, Kalotermitidae. The record is from RefSeq and is a predicted model, not a curated record. Gene Ontology annotation, cellular component: cytosol. The transcript is spliced from 14 exons. Gene Ontology annotation, molecular function: GMP synthase activity; GMP synthase (glutamine-hydrolyzing) activity; ATP binding. The coding region runs from base 132 to 2192 and encodes 686 amino acids.
UGGAUACACGUUGGUUACAAGUUUCAUGUUGGUGUUCUCAAUUGCUUUGGGUCUGAACAGUUUUGUGAAUUUAUUGUAAAAUCUUCCAAUAUUCGCUUGGUGUGUUCCAGUGUUGCUGGGGUUCCAGUGAGAUGCACAAUACAAGUCCGGAGGGGCAAUACCGUGCCAAUGGUGCCCAUAACCAGGAACGGGUUGCUAUUCUGGAUGCUGGUGCACAGUAUGGCAAAGUGAUUGAUAGGAGGGUGCGUGAGUUGUGUGUGGAGAGUGAAAUCCUGCCCCUUGAUACUCCAGCUUUUACCUUGAAGGAGAAGGGCUACAAAGCAAUCAUAAUUUCUGGAGGACCAAAUUCUGUGUACGCAGAGGAUGCACCUCGGUAUGAUGCAGACAUCUUCCGGAUAGGAAUUCCUGUUUUAGGUAUAUGCUAUGGUAUGCAGAUGAUGAACAAGGAGUUUGGUGGGCAGGUGAUCAGGAGGGAAGGAAGAGAAGAUGGGCAGUUUAACAUAGAGGUGGAUUGCAAGUGUUUGCUAUUUAAGGGACUAGAUAAAGUACAAAGAGUUCUGCUCACACAUGGCGACAGUAUAGAGAAGGUUGCUGAUUGUUUUCGUGUUGUUGCAGCAUCAGGUUCUUUCCCUUCAAGUAUAGCUAAUGACAAGCUGCGCCUUUAUGGGGUCCAGUUUCAUCCAGAGGUUGACCUUACAACAAAUGGAAAGACCAUGAUAAAGAACUUCCUUUUUGACAUCAGUGGUUGUACAGGCAACUACACCAUGAAAGGCAGAGAAAUGGAAUGCCUCAAGUACAUCAAGGAAACUGUUGGUAGCAACAAAGUUCUGCUGCUGGUGAGUGGAGGUGUGGAUUCGACUGUGUGCGCUGCGCUGUUGCAUAAAGCCCUGUGUGAGGAUCAGGUGAUAGCUGUUCACAUAGACAAUGGUUUCAUGCGCAAGAACGAGAGCCAGAGAGUGGAGCAGUCCCUUGAGAAGCUGGGUCUCAGGUUGAGAGUGAUCAAUGCAAGCCAUCAGUUCCUGCAUGGCACCACGACUGUCCCCCUGGACAAACGAGAUCCCAACUCCAGGACACGUGUUACAAAGAUUCUCAGCAUGACAUCAAACCCUGAAGAGAAGAGGAAAAUUAUUGGAGAUGUCUUUGUUAAGGUAGCAAAUGAAGUGAUCUCAGAGCUGAACCUUAAACCGGAAGAAGUAUUCCUGGGGCAGGGUACCUUGAGGCCCGACCUGAUCGAGUCUGCAUCACAUCUUGCUAGUGGCAAAGCGGAUGUGAUCAAAACACACCACAAUGACAGUGAGCUCAUCAGGCAGCUGCGAGAUGAGGGGCGAGUUGUUGAGCCAUUGAAAGACUUUCACAAGGAUGAGGUACGGAUGUUGGGCAGAGACCUUGGUCUCCCACCGGACCUGGUGAUGCGGCACCCAUUUCCAGGUCCAGGCCUUGCCAUAAGGGUGUUGUGUGCUGAGGAGGCCUACAUGGAACGGGAUUUCUCAGAGACACAAGUUCUUGUGAAAAUCAUUGCAGAAUAUGACCAAAUGCUACAAAAGAAGCAUGCAUUGCUGAACCGUGUGGAGAGUGUGACAAGUGAAGACGAGAGGUUAGAGCUCAGGAAAGCCUCAAACAAGCAGCAUCUGGCAGCCACACUUCUGCCUAUUCGGAGUGUUGGUGUGCAGGGAGACUGUCGCAGCUAUAGCUAUGUGGUGGGACUGUCCAGUGAGAAGGAGCCAGACUGGGAUGACAUGCUAUUCUUGGCUCGUCUCAUUCCUAGGGUUUGUCACAAUGUGAACCGGGUAUGCUAUAUAUGGGGUGGAUUGGUACGUGACCAGGUGCUGGACAUCACACCUACAUUCCUAACUUCGAAUGUGCUGAGCACACUCCGGCAGGCAGACCAUGUAGCCAAUCAGGUGUUGGCCUCAUCAGGCUGUGUCAACUCCCUCAGUCAGAUGCCAGUUGUGCUGAUUCCUGUGCAUUUUGACCGUGACCAAAUGUUGCGGAUUCCCUCAUGUCAGCGUUCGAUCGUGCUCAGGCCUUUCUGUACUCAUGACUUCAUGACAGGAGUACCAGCCGUCCCAGGACGAGAACUGCCUGUAGAUGUUGUCCAGAGGAUGGUGAUGGAGAUACUGACAGUUCCGGGUGUGUCUAGAGUUCUAUAUGACCUGACAGCAAAGCCUCCUGGUACAACUGAAUGGGAGUGAUGUUGUGCAUUAAGCUUAAUAGCAUUUUAUACUAAGCUGUGUGUGACGCUCAUGGGAUGUGAGUGUGGUGCAUCUGUUGUGAUAUGUUCACGUACAUCUGCGAUGUUGGUACUAUGUGAGACAAGUCAGGCUAGUAUUUCAUACUGUGCCUGAGGCUUAGCUGUUUGGAUUAUUUGCGACAAAUUACACUUUUUCAACGAGAAAGCGCAGUUGGAUGAAUUAUACUGCAUUUUUUAAACCAAAAUUGUUGGGGGGAAGGGGCAGAGGGACAGGAGGGAUAUUUUAAUGUAUUUUUUCACUACAUCAUUCCUACCAGAUGACACUAGUUGUUAGGGUGCGGUGCAGUGUGUAUAUGUAUUCCUGUAUUUAUUUGACAUCUGGGAGCUGCAUUGUCACAUGCCUUGUAGUACAGUCAUGCCCACACCGCUGUCUCACCACAAGGUGAGUGUUUUCCAGUGUACAGGUUGGACCAGUCAUGUUAGGGUCCACAGAAUGUGCUCUUUGGGUUUCAGAAGAACAUACUUUAAGAAUUUGUGUUCUUAGAUGUAUCCCAUCAGUUCAUACCACUCCAAAAAUUUCAUAGAGCUUUGCUGACCUCAGUCUUUUCACAUGUAGCUGUAGGACCACAAUGGAUUUUGUCUUCUAACAAUAUCAUUACAGUGAUACCACAUUUAACCUUUAAACGACUAAAGACACCGUAUGUCGUCGCAGAUAUAAAGGCAGCGGUACGAAUGACGCCAUGUGGUGUCGCACAGUCCGCGUGUGCGGACGUUAUUUUAAAAUACAUGUUUAAGGUAGAAAAUAAUGUCCUACUUAUAUAAUUUUUGGCCACCAUCUGCAUGGAGUGUCUGUCUUCCCACCUGCGUCAUCUGCUGGAAUGUUGCCUUCGUGUGGAAUUCUAAAAAAAAUCCGGAAGUGCCGAGUCCGAUUUCGCACUUCACGCACUUUCUCCGGACGAUUUUUCGUUUCCCACGCGAAAAGAACACACGACACCUCAAUUGCGAAG